This is a messenger RNA of Ogataea philodendri, 603 nucleotides long. RefSeq lists its product as uncharacterized. The record is from RefSeq and is a predicted model, not a curated record. NCBI's taxonomy places the organism in Eukaryota, Fungi, Ascomycota, Pichiomycetes, Pichiales, Pichiaceae. The transcript has a single exon. The coding region runs from base 1 to 603 and encodes 200 amino acids.
AUGGAAUUGACGUCCAUGUGGUACUUGGUGAGGUCUUGGAUAAGUCUUUCUGUUUCGUACAAGGACAAAAACUCCGAGAUGCACACGCAAAUGAAAGUGGUGAGGUCUGGGUCCUGGAACUGUUUGUUGACCUCGGUGACCUGGGCCUUGAUCUCGGCCAGCUUGUUGAACAUCUCCGUCUUUUGGUCUCCGCCCAUCAUGUUAAGCAGCGGACCAAGACGGCCGCUGAUCUCGUUGAACUUGCCGAGAAGUUUCUCCAAAGUGGAAGGCAAUUGCAAGAACCGCAACGUGUGGCCGGUAGGGGCCGUAUCGAACACGAUUGUGUCGUACUUGAUCACCGAGGAAUCCUCAUUCUUCUGGUUCUUGAUGUGUUUGAGGACCUCCAUGAACGAGAACGCCUCGUCGAUACCGGGAAUCGAGCCGGUCACCUCGCUCAUCAUUCCGUUCAAUGGGUCGUUUUGGUCUAAACCCGUGCCGUUUGAGGCAACAAACUCCUCCAGUGACGAGGAAGGAUCGAUCUCCAUACAAGACAGGUUCGAAAUUCCCUCCACGACACGUGCCUCCUUACCAAACUUCUGGUCAAACGCAUCCGACAAGUUGUGA